GAGCAAUCUAUACGUUAUAUAAUUUAUGGUAUAUACUUCGUUUACAUUAGUGACAUGCGCAAUGUCUGCAAAUCUGGCGGCAAUUAGUGUGUGGUGUGUUAUGUGUAUACGCCAUACGGAAGAUAUUUGAUCUUGUGUUGGAUUUAAUUGUUAUAAACUGCGACAGAGAUUAAUUUUUGUAAAUAUGGGUAUCACCGGGUUGCUACCAUUCCUAGAGAAAUCUUCUAGAAGGACAAAUAUCAAAGAAUUUUCUGGUGGUACUGUUGCAAUCGAUUCUUAUUGUUGGUUACACAAAGGUGUAUUUUCCUGUGCUGAGAAAUUAAUGAUGGGACAAACAACGAACGCGUAUGUUUUAUAUUGUAUGAAGUAUAUAAACAUGCUUUUAAAAUAUAAGAUAAAACCCAUCUUGGUGUUUGAUGGCCGACGAUUGCCUGCUAAAGAGCAAACAGAAAUCAAGAGACGGGAAUCUAGACAAAUAAAUCGUCGUAAGGCGAUUGAACUAAUACAAAUGGGUCAAGUCACAGAGGGAACAAAUUUGUUGAAACGUGCCAUAGAUAUUACUCAUGAAAUAGCAUUAGAAUUAAUCAAACAUUGCCAGAACGAGAACAUUGAUUGCAUUACAGCUCCUUAUGAAGCUGAUGCGCAAUUAGCGUAUUUAAAUAUCAAUGGUAUAGCUGAUGUUGUUAUCACAGAAGAUAGCGACUUGACAUUAUUUGGAUGUAAGAAAAUAUUUUUUAAAAUGGACUUUAAUGGAAAUGGAGUUUUGAUCGAGCAGGACCGAUUAUAUUUGGCAAUGGAUAUGAGACCUGAACAAUUUGACAUGGAUAAGUUCCGUCAUAUUUGUAUUUUGUCUGGUUGUGACUAUCUUCCUUCUCUUCCUGGUAUCGGCUUGGGAAAAGCACGAAAAUUUAUUACGAGAAAUACAGAUGGCAACAUACAUAAAGCAUUAACACGUAUAGGCUCGGUUCUCAAUAUGAAAUCGCUAGUCGUGACACAGGAAUAUAGAGACGCAUUUAUAUUAGCCGAUAUAACGUUCAAGCAUCAAUUAGUAUUCUGUCCGUUACAAAGAAAACAAGUACGGUUGAAUCCACCUCCUACUAAUAUUACUGAAGACCAAUUGCAAUAUGCUGGGAAGGAAUUAGAUGUGGACGUCGCUUUACAACUAGCCCUCGGUAAUUGCGAUCCAGCUACUUUAAAAAUGGUUCAUGAUUUUAAUCCAGACAAAAUCGAACGAAAAAGAAAGCGAAAUGCAGAGACAGAACAAACAGUUGUGAUUCAAACUAGCAUUUGGUCAAGCAAAUAUAAAUUAAAAAUGAAAUAUCAAAUCACUUCUCCUGAAAAUGUUUUAAAUUCGUCGUUUAUUGUUGGAAAAGAGCUUACUAGAAAGAGAAAGUCUCUAAAAGACGCAUAUGUUUUAUUAAAUUCGCAUAAUGGUUCAAUCAUACAAAGUGAUAAGCUUUCAGAGGAUCAAGAUUUAAACAAAACUGCUAUUUUGGAUAUGUAUAAUUUGAGUCAAGAUGCUAAGCUGAUUGCCAAUACUAAAGAAUCAGAAGAUUAUUUAUGUUUAGCAAAAAAUAAUACGUCUCCAGAGUUAUUUAGACCAAAAAAUCCAUUUAUUAAGCGAGUGUCUGAUCUUACAACUUCACCAAGUGUUUUGGCCAACGGAAAUUGUCGAAAAAGAGGGAGAAAUUUAAUACGCAUCAGACGAACUAUAAUAGAUGAAAAUGCUAUGAUAGAAAGUAAAUAUUUCUUAAAACAAGAUAACAAAGAGCAUAGUGUACUUGAGUCAAAGAAUAAGGAAAUUGAAGUCAAUUCAAAAAGUACAAUAUACAAUACAAUUCCAAACAUGGAUGCGAGUGUACAUGAUAUAAGUCAGGAACAACUAGAAAAAACAUUUAAAACAGACAUUGCACAAAAUACGAGCUUAAUAGAAAAUGUUAAUGAUGCAAUUUUAUCAAAUCAAAACAAUUAUUUGGCUAACACUUACAGAAAUAUUCCUGAGAAAUUAAACUCUAACAACAGGAUGAACUAUGUAUCAUCAAUGACACAUCCAACGAUUGAUGAGAGUUCCAUUUCAGAUAAUUACUUAGUAUCAAGUUCUAAUAUGGAAACUACUGAUAUAACCAAUUAUGAAAAUGCGGGUCGUUUGCAAAACGAUUUAUCUAAAUGGUCAAACACGGAAAAUAAUCAAAUCUUUUCUAAAAAAGAUAUAUUUAAGAAACAAAAUUCAACGAAUCUGGUAUUACGAGUUAAUUCAGUAACAAAAAGGAAACAAUUAUGUCAAAAUAAACAAUUGCCAUCAGUUCCCAAACAACAAAGUUUAUUAAGUAUGUAUGGAUUCCAAAAGAGGACAUCUCUGAAACAUUGAUUUUGAGAGUCUAUUAGAAGUGUUAGACCUACAUAAUUUGGUGUUUUGCAAAACUCAACGUGUGCUAUGAGUAUUUUAGCGUGAUAAGUAUUGACAAGUGUUUUUCAAAUUCUAUAAAUAAUAUUCUAUAAAAAAGUAAAAUCAGAAUUAUGAGAAGAAAAUGUAUUGACUAGGAAUUAAAAAAAGGUGUAAUACGCUUAUAUUGAUAUAGACAAGUGAUUAAUAUUCAUUUAAAAUGAGUUUGAACUACACACAUGUGAAUCCUACAGAGCAGCUCGAAUUUUCAUUAUAUUACUUCACUACCAUAUGUGUAUAAAUUAUCAAUUAAGUAUUAUCAAUUAAGCAUUAGUUUUAAUACUUUCUAAUGACAUACAUCAAAAUCCUUUAGAAUAAAUUCUCCACACUCUACGUGACUCACGAGGUGAAAUCAUCCUCUUAACAUUUAUCUUAAAUGUAUAAUCUCAAAUAAUUUCGAAAAAUUUUAUACGAAAGAAGGUACAAAGUCUAUGCAAUAAAGGAAAAAAGAAUA
This is a messenger RNA of Temnothorax curvispinosus, 2897 nucleotides long. It is a transcript of the gene tos, whose product is annotated as exonuclease 1-like. Gene Ontology annotation, cellular component: nucleus. The record is from RefSeq and is a predicted model, not a curated record. NCBI's taxonomy places the organism in Eukaryota, Metazoa, Arthropoda, Insecta, Hymenoptera, Formicidae. The transcript has 8 exons. Bases 185 to 2368 code for a protein of 727 amino acids. Gene Ontology annotation, biological process: DNA recombination; mismatch repair. Gene Ontology annotation, molecular function: 5'-flap endonuclease activity; metal ion binding; 5'-3' DNA exonuclease activity.